UUUGUUUGUUUGGUUGUUAGUUUGUAGUUUUCUAACCAGCGCCUCCAGUGACCCAGUGACCCGGUGACCCUGUGACCCGGUGACCCUGUGACCCUGUGACCCGGGCUGAGCUGACCCAUGUCCGGCUUCGACCUGGUCCCGCUGGACGGCGGGGCCCCGGUGCACCUGCCGCCGGGGGAGACGGUGCUGGGCAGGGGCCCCCUGCUGGGAGUCAGUGAUAAGAGAGUCUCCAGACUUCACGGGCUUCUGCAGAACCUGAGCGGGCGGCUGCAGAUCAAACCGAUGCACGUGAACCCGUGCUUCAUCCAGUCGUCCCUCACCGAUGACCCUCGACCUCUGAGGAGAGGGUCCUGGUCCCCCCUGCAGGACGGAGACGUGUUGUCUCUGCUGCCGGGGCAGUUCCUCUACCAGGUGCUGGCUGUGGGCGCAGGAGAGCACACUCCCAGAAACAGUCAGACGUUUGAAGAAGAAGAGGAGGAACGUCCCACUUCUCCUGAGCCAGAUGUGGAGCCGGCUCGUCCAAUCAGACUCAACCGUGGACAGACUCCGCCUCCUGAGGAGCCAAGGCUGGCAGAUCUGUCCAAUGAGGAGGAGGAAGAAGAGGAGGAGGAGGAGGAGGAGGAGGAGGGUCCCAGACGUUCACAUCAGGAAGACUUCACGCCUCCAGAGGAAGAGGAGGAUGAUGGCCGUGCUGUGAUGAAGAAGAGAGUUUUACCUGCGUGGAUGACAGCAGCUGUAGCUCCCAUUUCAGCCUCCAGUCCCAAAGUUCAGUCGUCCGUUAAGAGAAAUAAAACACCCAAAAAGACCACGCCCACUUUAACCCACUCACCUGAGGAGGGGGGGCUUAGUGAGGAGGAGGAGGAGCAUCCUAGGAAGAGGAGGAGGAAGGAUGUUGCCACAGUCCGUCCUCCGCGUGGCUCCAUCAGCCCUGAGACGAGCGGCGAGUCCCACAGCGUCGCCAUGGAGAUGGGAGAGGAGGGAGGAGGAGGAGAGACAUCCACGGCGGUCACCACGGCCACGACACAGGAAGCUGACGCCACUGGAUCCAAGAUGGAGGACAGGAAGUCGAAAGACGAACGACAGGGGACAAAACCAUCCUCGUCUGUCUCUGCUCGGCUCCGACCGCCGUGUCCGUACGGGAAGGACUGCUACAGGAAGAACCCGGCUCAUUUCCAGGAGACCAGUCACCCCGGUGACAGUGACUUCGAGGAGGAGGAGGAGGAGAAGGAGGAGGAGGAGGACCGACCCGAGUGUCCCUACGGCACAGACUGCUACAGGAAAAAUCCUCUUCACAGGAAAGAAUACAAACACACAAAGAGAGCAGCUCGAUCGAGAACCGUCCGCACGAAGAUCCCAGUCGAUGACGAAGAUGAAGACGAGUUCGACGACAGCUUCAUCGACGACGACAGCGAGGACGUGGGCCAGGACUCAGACUACGUCCCUCCGGACUCGGACGACAGCAGCAAAGAGGACGUGGACAGACUGCAGAGAGAAGCUCAGGACUUCCUGAAGAGGAGGAAGUAGAACCCGACUUCCUCCAGUGUGUUUAUUUGUGUCAUUUCUCAGCCGUCAGACUUUUAAUGUGACGUCACGAUGUAACAACACGAGGGGGAAGUGUAACUGACAGGAAGUGUAACUGACAGGAAGUGUAACUGACAGGAAGUGACUGAUGAGAACCAAUCAGGAAGAGAACGUCUGCCUCAUCGUUUACUAAAGUCUCAGUUUCUGUUCAGACUCAAACACAAACUCAAGAGUAAAAUAAAACGAGAUUAGUUUACAGUCUCUGAUUCAGAGGCUGGGAAACUCCACCAGGCGUAACCAUAGCAACAGUGACGAGUUUUUACACUUACGAGUAUCAGUGGGCGGAGCCUGAGAUGAUCGUAAACAUAACAAAAAAAAGUUAAUCAACUCUGAAACUGAAAAGAUGUUUCACAAAAAGUUUUCAUAGUUUUUCUUAAUCGUCUCUUUCCCGUCACGUUGUGUCUGUUGUUGACCAGCAGGUGUGAUAGAGGACACAAGAGACAAGGACACGUCUCUGUUGUUGACCAGCAGGUGUGAUAGAGGACACAAGAGACAAGGACACGUCUCAAAGUUCAGUCGUCUUCAGAGAGUUGAGCUGCUGAGAGGACACGUCUCUGAUCGUCCUCCUGGUUUAAUGAACGCUCGUCAGGAGCAAGAGGGCGUCGGCUCCUCACUGUCUGUUUGCUCACGUCCUCUCACAACAUUUCUGACUUCAAGUCGCGUCCUGUCGUCGUGUCGUCAUGGCAACCCAAAGCAAAACAACUGGUUGUGGUGAUUCCGGUUGAAAGAGAGAAAACACACUCACACACUGGUCAUGUGGAAGGAACCAUUUGAAAUGGAACAGUCCAGUUACGCUGCACAGAUUUAAACUGUAAAUAAAUAUGGACGACAUCAAAACUAUCAAAUCAUCUCAAUCGCCCCCGAGGGAGGAGGUAAUCGAUUACUCCUCUGUUGGAACUAGCAGGAGUAAUCGAUUACUCCUCUGUUGGCACUAGCAGGAGUAAUCGAUUACUCCUCUGUUGGAACUAGCAGGAGUAAUCGAUUACUCCUCUGUUGGAACUAGCAGGAGUAAUCGAUUACUCCUCCGAUGGAACU
Molecule: messenger RNA, 2616 nt
Organism: Limanda limanda (common dab)
Lineage: Eukaryota; Metazoa; Chordata; Actinopteri; Pleuronectiformes; Pleuronectidae
Gene: aplf
Product: aprataxin and PNKP like factor
Exons: 10
Coding region: 118-1524 (468 amino acids)
Biological process (GO): double-strand break repair
Cellular component (GO): site of double-strand break; nucleus
Molecular function (GO): DNA-(apurinic or apyrimidinic site) endonuclease activity; 3'-5' exonuclease activity; protein binding
Source: RefSeq, a predicted model, not a curated record